Aspergillus nidulans FGSC A4 is the source of this 1182-nucleotide messenger RNA. RefSeq lists its product as uncharacterized. The coding region runs from base 1 to 1182 and encodes 393 amino acids. The transcript has 2 exons. Lineage: Eukaryota; Fungi; Ascomycota; Eurotiomycetes; Eurotiales; Aspergillaceae. The record is from RefSeq and is a predicted model, not a curated record.
AUGGCUCUGGCCCUGGAGGCGUGCCUCGUGAAAUGCGGCGACAUCCUGAUAAACGCCUUCUUCAGAAGGCUGCAAUUUAAUCCAGAUCCAUCCACGGGCGCUGUGCUUGCCCCGCGGUAUGAUCUGGUCGACGUCAACUUGCUUCACGAUCCAAUUGGGCUAUCCAUCCUGGCGAUCAAUGAGAGAGGCGAGCUGGAGCUGCACUAUGAAGCUAUCAGUAUCGGAGAGCUGCGAGGGUUCAGUGGCACCGGUGACGAGAUCCUCUAUCUCGGAGCUACCCAUGAAGCGAAUAACUUUGACAUGUUCGCCGUGCAUGUCAUCACCGGCAAAGUUCGUCGAUUGACAAGGCAUCCCGAGUACACCGACCCAGUCGCGUUCUCACUCGAUAACGAAUGGUUCGUUGUGAUGGAUACCAGGGGCUCGGAUCGCCAGAUGUGGCUGUCUGGCAUGCGAGGCAUACCCCCACUGGUAGAUCUAGUCACAGCCAACGCAGCUGCGUCCACGCGGAAUAACCGUCAUCGUCGCUUUUUCCAGCCAAUCCUCAUCGACCGUCACGGUGACCGGGGUGAGUAUUUCGGUCAGCAAGUCAACAACCGCGGCACCGGCCUCGACGGAAGCCCCAAUGACCCGAACUGGAACGGCCGCGCAGACCCUACCUUCUCCUAUAACGGCGCGAAGAUCGUGUACUGGCAAACCCUCGUGACAGCUCCCGCAUGCGGUGGCAUUAAUCCUCUCCCGUGCCCUGAAUCCACAGCACAGGGCGGCCGUACAUACCGCGUGAUGCUUGCUCGACUUUUCGACCGCAAGCUCACAGCCCCAGCAGCAGUUUUUGACGUCCCGGGCUUCCUCCUUUGCGCAACACCGUUUCCCCCUGGCUCAGGCUUUCCAGACCACCGCGGUCUUUUGCCCGGCUUAGCGGGUACCUACACCCUUCGCGGUAAAGCAAGCGGCUUAGCCAAUGCCACCUUUCUAGCAGACUCCACAUCCAAUUUCAUCCAUACCGUUUCAGUAAAGUACGACAAUUACUCUGAUGACGGAGAGCAUAUAAUCAACGGGCUCGAAUCAGUGACUUUCACACCGGACUCAACCAAUCCCUGGAUAAGCCAUCUCGACUGGUACUCGGAUCUCGAGGGUUCUGGGGUGGCUACCGCGACAAAGAAGACAGGGCUGGGCGGGUUCUAG